Molecule: messenger RNA, 2304 nt
Organism: Tachysurus fulvidraco (yellow catfish)
Lineage: Eukaryota; Metazoa; Chordata; Actinopteri; Siluriformes; Bagridae
Gene: nanog
Product: nanog homeobox
Exons: 4
Coding region: 160-1329 (389 amino acids)
Biological process (GO): regulation of transcription by RNA polymerase II
Molecular function (GO): DNA-binding transcription factor activity, RNA polymerase II-specific; RNA polymerase II cis-regulatory region sequence-specific DNA binding
Source: RefSeq, a predicted model, not a curated record
UCCAGUAAGACGCCGAUGAUGUGGUCAGUGAUGUAGGUGUGUGUUUGGGGACUUGCUCGGGUUUCUGGACCCUGUUGGAGGAGUUUAAAGUGCGCGCUUGUGCUUUUUUUUGUUCCGUUUUUGAAGCUAAUUGAUUAUUUGCGCAUCUGAGCGACAGAGAUGGCGGACUGGAAGGUGCCUGUGAGCUACAACUACAGUCCAUCAUACCAUGCGUACGCGUACGGACUGAUGUAUCCAGCUGCGCCUGAGCAGAACCACAGCAAUGUGAGCUGGACUGAGGCCGCUUACACGUCUCAGCAGCCUCCGUCUGCACAAACUCCACCCGGGAGCCCGGAAUACAACACCACCAGCGCUGAAGGCCACUAUGGAGGUCCGGGGGGUUACUACAGGGAGCCGAAGGCGCGCACGCACACAGGGAGACUUUUCCUCUCCAACAACAGGGUCGAGUUUGACCAAGUGAGUAAAGAGCAGGAGCGAGCAGGCAGUGACACCCCCAGUGACUCCGAGGUCCACACACCAGAUUCCUGGAGUUCCAGUAGCAGUCGUGAAGGCAGUGCAGCUCCAGUGGAUGUAGAUCUGCAGUUCUGGGCUAAAACACACCAGGGAAACAGUCCUGAUUGCAUCGAGGUCAUGUCCAGCUCUCUAUCAGUGGCUUCAGAAGGCUCCAAGUGUAUGAAGGUGGAGGGGCAACAUGAAUCCCCGGCCUUGUCCACAGUGACUCCUUCUUCUGAGCCGGUGGCAGCGCAGCAGCCGCGAAAGGCAAAAGCUCGCACUGCGUUUUCAGAUAAACAGAUGAACGCUUUAAACGAGCGCUUCACAGUGCAGAGAUACCUCACACCUGUGGAGAUGAAGACUCUAGCUGAACUCACAGGACUCACCUACAAACAGGUGAAAACCUGGUUUCAGAAUCGCAGAAUGAAACUAAAGCGGCACCAGAAAGAUAACAGUUGGGUGUCGGAGAGAUACAUCACACCUGCUGGGAUCCCUAAUGCACAGACUACACACUCUCAGUUCCAGGUAGAUGCUUCAAUGCUGAACCCAGAUCUUUAUAAUAAUCCCCAGUUUCGAGAUGCAGUAUUCAAGAACAGCCCUCCUCAGACUCCCUCCUGCUACCUCAACUACCCCCGGCCUCUGUCCCCUUCACAGGUCUCACCCAGGCCUCAGGGAAGUUGGUGUCUGCCCCCAGCUGUGCAGCACUACGAAUUCCUCAAUCCUUCUAGCUAUGUGCCAGUUGGAAAUGCUGGUACUGAUGGUGAUGGCACUGUGGAUCCAGGCAGCAGCCCAACACGGAUGGCCACAGUGCACAACGCCACACAGUGGUCAUCUUGAUCAACUGCACUUGGCUGCCUGUAGUAUUGAGGUUGUGUAAAUAGCUUGCUUUUGAUUUCUAGCCCAUGGUUUCCCUGUUGCACUCAUGAGGGACCUGAUGGUUAUUUCUCUGCUCUCUCUGCUAGCUGAAUGUUUGAGCAGGAUCAUUUUAUGAACAAUUCUAGACCUUGACCCCCCCCCCCCCCCGGACUGGGAUGGGGGAACCAUAUUGUAGGCUCCGUGAAUGUAAGCGGCCGUUACGCAUUUUAAAGUCUUCUGCAAACAGCCAUGUACAAACUUGUAAAUGCUCCGAGUGGAAAUUUUUGUCCCUCUACUUUUUAUAUGGAAGAUCUAUUUUUGUAACUUCAAUGAACCUUCCAGAGUAUUUAAUGUCUUAUCAGGAACUCUUGUUCUUUUUAAUCCCUUCAGUGCUAAAUGUGUUUUCUUUGGCUUCUGUCUUUCAAACCGUCCUUUUGGAACCGCUCUUGCUUAUAAGACACUUGUUCUCAUGGAGGUUUUGAGGAAUAAAUGUUUUAUCUGCUGUUCCUGAAAAUGUCUGAAUGUUCACUUGCCCUCCAAACAAACCUUAGCCACAGUCUCCAGACUUCUGCAGUAAACCGUACUGGUGAAAGUAAGUAGUGAGUUUUGGUCCUAAUUUAAAUCCGAACCUCGUGUACGGUUUUCUGCCUUCGAAGCUGGUUGGACUUUAGUGACCAUGAGCUUCUGGUACAUUUGAAUUGUGAUUGAAUGAAUAAUAUAGGACCAGUUUAAUAUUAAACACUUUGUACCUCAGGGAAUUCAGCUGUUAUUAGUAAAGAGAAUUUCACCCCAUGUCUCCUGAUUCAAUGUCUGAUCUGAUGGGAUUUUUUUUAUUGUCUUGGAGCAUUUUCUAAACAUGUCUCAUCUAAUUUACAUGCAUACAAGUUUAAAUUCUACACACAAUGAAAACUUCAUGUAUGUUUUUUUUUUUAAAUAAAACCAUGAACGUGCUGUCGA